Rhodotorula toruloides NP11 is the source of this 1758-nucleotide messenger RNA. Its product is annotated as dihydroxy-acid dehydratase. Gene Ontology annotation, cellular component: mitochondrion. NCBI's taxonomy places the organism in Eukaryota, Fungi, Basidiomycota, Microbotryomycetes, Sporidiobolales, Sporidiobolaceae. Bases 1 to 1758 code for a protein of 585 amino acids. Gene Ontology annotation, molecular function: dihydroxy-acid dehydratase activity. The transcript is spliced from 13 exons. The record is from RefSeq and is a predicted model, not a curated record. Gene Ontology annotation, biological process: branched-chain amino acid biosynthetic process.
AUGGCCGAAGUAGACAUCCACCCCGUCAUUAAGGCUCGCACGAAUGACGAAGCGGUCCUAAACCGCCAUUCCCGCAACUUCACCCAGAAUUCUGCGAAUGGCGGCGCCAAAGCAAUGCUUUUCGCCGCCGGUCUCAAGGAGGAAGACAUGGACAAGCCGCAAAUCGGCAUCGGCAGCGUCUGGUACCAGGGCAAUCCCUGCAACAACCACCUCGACGACCUCGGGAAGAAAGUCCAGGAGGGAUGCGCUCUCGAGGGUCUUGUUGGACUGAGGCAUGCUACCGUUGGCGUCAGCGACGGGAUGACGCAGAGCACCCCCGGGAUGAGCUACUCGCUGCCGUCGCGCGACCUCAUCGCCGACUCGCUCGAACUGAUCGUUCAGGCGCAGGCCUACGACGCUGCCGUUCACAUCUCCGGCUGCGACAAGAACAUGCCCGGAACCUUCAUGGCCGCCGUCCGCCACAACAAGCCGACAAUCCUCGUCUAUGGCGGAACGAUUCUCCCUGGGAAGGCGCAUGAGGAUUGCCCGGCGCUGGGACUCAAGGUUGGUGAUCCGCUCAACAUCGCCGACGUCCUCGAGGGCUACGGUUCCGUCCUCACGGGCAAGAUCUCGGAAGCCGAACACCAAUCCAUCAUCCGCGCUGCGUGCCCGGGCUCAGGCGGUUGCGGCGGAAUGUUCACGGCCAGCACAAUGGCGUCGACCCUCGAGGUCCUCGGCAUGACCCUCCCUUACUCUGCUUCGACGCCGGCCGAGUAUCCGCAGAAGUUGCAGGAAUGUCUGAGGGUUCCGAAGGUGCUGAAGGAGCUGAUUAGGAAGGACUUCAAGCCUUUGGACAUCGUGACUCGCCAGUCUUUCCUCAAUGCCAUCACCAUCGUCAACGUUCUUGGCGGCUCAACGAAUGCCGUCUUGCACCUCCUUGCUAUGGCGCGCUCGGCCAACAUCGAGCUCACCAUUGACGACUUUAGGACGAUUGCGGAUCGCACGCCCGUGCUCGGCAACUUCAAGCCCUCUGGGCAGUACAUGAUGGAGGACUUGCACAACAUCGGCGGAAUUCCCGCUGUCGUCAAGUUCCUCCUCAAGGAGACCGACUUGCUUGAUGGGUCGACGAUGACCGUUACGGGCCAAACCCUAGCCGAGAACGUCGCAGACGCUCCCGACCUCGACUUUGCGACACAGUCGAUCAUCACGCCUCUCGCAUCGCCCAUCAAAUCCACAGGACACAUCUGCAUCCUGCGCGGCUCGCUCGCGCCCAACUCGGCCGUCGCGAAAAUUACCGGCAAGGAAGGUCUGUCGUUCUCUGGACCGGCGGUCGUCUUUGAUGCGGAGGCGCCGUUCUAUGGAGCGUUGGAGAGGGGGGAAGUCAAGGAGGGGAUGGUCGUGGUACUGCGGUACCUCGGACCGAAGGGCGGACCUGGGAUGCCGGAAACGCUCGGGCCGACCGCUGCAAUCAUGGGCGCUGGACUUGGUGGCAAAGUCGCGCUCAUCAGCGACGGACGCUUCUCGGGCGCCUCGCGCGGCUUCAUCGUCGGUCACGUCACUCCCGAAGCUGCCGUAGGCGGCCCCAUCGGCCUCGUCCGCGACGGCGACCACAUCACCAUCGACGCGGUCAACAAGACUAUCGACGUUGCGCUCAGGGAGGAGGAGUUGGCGGAGAGGAAGAAGAGCUGGACGCCGCCUGAACCGAGGUACAAGCGUGGAGUCUUGUAUCGCUACGCGAGGGACGUCAAGGGCGCCGAGCUCGGCGCAUAUACCGACUGA